Molecule: messenger RNA, 848 nt
Organism: Balearica regulorum gibbericeps (East African grey crowned-crane)
Lineage: Eukaryota; Metazoa; Chordata; Aves; Gruiformes; Gruidae
Source: RefSeq, a predicted model, not a curated record
GACCCAAAUAAAGACACAGAGUGGAAUGACAUUCUGCGCAAGAAAGGUAUCCUUCCUCCAAAGGAAAACGUGGAGGAACAGGAGCGUGCAAAGGAAGAGGAGCAGCUUGCCAUCCUUCAGAAAUCUCUUGUGAAAACUUAUGAGGACAUGACUCUGGAAGAGCUAGAAGAGAAUGAAGAUGAAUUUAAUGAGGAAGAUGAGAAAGCUAUUGAAAUGUACAGGCAGCAAAGGUUAGCAGAAAUGAAAGCAGCACAAAUGAAGAAUAAAUUUGGGGAAGUUUUGGAGAUUUCAGGAAAAGAUUAUGUUCAAGAGGUCACCAAAGCUGGAAAAGGUAUAUGGGUAGUCCUGCACCUCUACAAACAGGGAAUUCCACUCUGUGCCUUAAUAAACCAACAUAUGAGUGGGCUUGCAAGGAAGUUCAAAGACGUGAAAUUCAUCAAAGCUAUCUCUACCACCUGCAUUCCUAACUACCCUGAUAAGAACCUGCCUACGAUAUUUGUUUACCUGGAGGGAGACAUCAAAGCUCAGUUUAUUGGACCUUUGGUGUUUGGUGGCAUGAACUUGACAAGGGAUGAAUUGGAGUGGAAGAUUUCGGAAUCAGGCGCCAUCAAGACAGAUCUUGAGGAGAACCCCAGGAAGCAGAUCCAGGACCAGCUCAUGUCCUCAAUCAGGGCGUGUGUCCCAGCCAGGGGGGAGAGUGACUCAGAGGAUGACUAACUUCUGUGUCAGCACCAAGUUUGACACAGUACACUUGCAGCCAGUGUUCCCACCUAAAGUACUGGAGACGCUCAUCAAGAUCUUGCUGAAAGAGUAGUAUUUCAAGACAGCCAUUCAUCUAGAAACUUCUA